AAGGCUGAAACUACCAACCCACAAUCCAGUUCGCGGGCAAAGUUUGGCUCCGGUCCCGAGAGUGUCCGCGGCAGCCCAAUCCGAAGCGCGCACUCUAGUGAUUGACACCUCACCUUCUCCAGUAAACACAACACAAAAGUCAAUACAUGCCCGCCCACCGAGAAAGGCCACGGUAUCACCCAAUGAGAAAGUGGAAAGAUUAAAUGACAGUUCCACAGGCCAACGAGAGAGCGAAAAAGCUACAGGAAGGCUCAACCUCCGGGGUGUUGAGGGGAGGGGGAAGACGAAGCUUGAAAGACUUGGUAAUGGCGACGGGUUUGUCGGAGCACCAUAACAUGGUGUGGGAAGUAAAGACAAAUCAGAUGCCUAAUGCAGUACAGAAACUCCUGUUGGUAAUGGACAAGAGAACUUCAGGAAUGAAUGACUCAUUGGAGUUGUUGCAGUGUAAUGAGAACUUGCCAUCCUCACCUGGCUAUAACUCCUGUGAUGAACACAUGGAGCUUGAUGACCUUCCUGAACUUCAGGCUGUUCAAAGUGAUCCUGCCCAGUCUGCCAUCUACCAGCUAAGUUCAGAUGUUUCACAUCAAGAAUACUCAAGACCAUCUUGGAACCAGAAUACCUCAGACAUAUCGGAAAAUACUUACCGUGAAAAUGAGGUGGACUGGCUCACAGAAUUAGCAAAUAUUGCCACCAGUCCACAAAGUCCACUUAUGCAGUGCUCAUUUUAUAACAGAUCAUCUCCUGUACACAUCAUAGCUACUAGCAAAAGUUUACAUUCCUAUGCACGCCCUCCACCAGUGUCAUCCUCUUCAAAGAGUGAGCCAGCCUUCCCUCACCACCACUGGAAGGAGGAAACACCAGUAAGACAUGAAAGGGCAAAUAGUGAAUCAGAAUCUGGCAUUUUCUGCAUGUCCUCCCUAUCAGAUGAUGAUGAUUUAGGGUGGUGCAAUUCCUGGCCUUCAACUAUUUGGCACUGUUUUUUGAAAGGCACACGACUGUGCUUUCAUAAGGGAAGCAGUAAGGAAUGGCAGGAUGUUGAAGACUUUGCUAGAGCUGAAGGCUGCGAUAAUGAGGAAGAUCUUCAAAUGGGAAAUCACAAGGGCUAUGGUUCUGAUGGUCUAAAGUUGUUAUCCCAUGAAGAAAGUAUAUCAUUUGGUGAAUCUGUACUGAAGUUGACUUUUGACCCUGGUACAGUAGAAGAUGGCUUACUUACUGUAGAGUGUAAGCUGGACCACCCUUUCUAUGUUAAAAACAAAGGUUGGUCAUCAUUUUACCCAAGUUUGACUGUGGUACAACAUGGCAUUCCAUGUUGUGAAAUUCAUAUUGGUGAUGUAUGUCUACCUCCUGGACACCCUGAUGCCAUUAAUUUUGACGAUUCAGGUGUAUUUGAUACAUUUAAAAGGUAAUACUGAAUUC
Dipodomys ordii (Ord's kangaroo rat) is the source of this 1416-nucleotide messenger RNA. It is a transcript of the gene Hbp1, whose product is annotated as HMG-box transcription factor 1. Gene Ontology annotation, molecular function: RNA binding; DNA-binding transcription factor activity, RNA polymerase II-specific; protein binding. Gene Ontology annotation, cellular component: nucleus. The transcript is spliced from 8 exons. The record is from RefSeq and is a predicted model, not a curated record. Gene Ontology annotation, biological process: regulation of transcription by RNA polymerase II. Bases 204 to 1406 code for a protein of 400 amino acids. NCBI's taxonomy places the organism in Eukaryota, Metazoa, Chordata, Mammalia, Rodentia, Heteromyidae.